AUUCCGAACAAAGCUAGCAGAUCUUAUCGCUAUGCAAACAAGAAAGAACGAAAAUGACUCGGUAAAAAUUUCAUAGAAAGAAACUAAGUUAGCUUAAACGUGGGAAAGGAGUUUCGAACGGAGCGCGAUGAUCUUGGCCAGUUUCUGCGUCUGUGGUACAGUGUUAUCGGGUUGUUAUCGUCGUGCAACACGUGUCAAUAUAGGCGCGCGUUGGCUGCCACUGUUGAGUGCAUUCACCGACCAUGCGCACAUCAGCUGAACGAAACUCUUCAUAAACCGGCGGGAACACGUUGCACAUGACUCAGUGUACACGAUGCCACGAGUUGGUCGCGAUAGAUUACGCACCACGUAUAUACGCCCUUCCCUUUUUUCAGUUUUCUGCGGUGCUACUACGAGCAUUUUUGUCAUCGCGUUUUCUUGACACAUAGAUCUCACACAUGUGACCUUUCCUGUUUGUUUGCGGUACGAUAUCCGGCUCAGCGUUCAGACAAAGAAGCGCGACCGAUGCCUCAAUUCAACAACAUCCUCCCUCACCGAGGCAAACGGCCGUUUUUGAUAAAAAGACUGAAGGAGCGAAUAAAAGAAACGGCGUAAAAUAUUUUCCGGGGAGGAAUGACCAUCUGUUUUGUCACAGAAGAUUCACAAGAGAUUAAGGAGGAUCGUCUAUCGGGCAAGCGCGGGCAAACGACUUUUAAACUUGAGUCAGGGUUCGUUGGCCCGAACCCAGGGACCCCACAAAAUAUGUAUUCGUGAACUGAUACACAAGAAACUGCAGAAUCGACGCGGGAAACGAAGUUGAGGAAGUGGCGUAGAUACAGCGCGUGCGCGAGAAAAAUUUCAACCGAUUCGAGUUUAUACCACUCUUCACUUAUCAAACGAGCAACAAAACAUUCGUCGAUUAUUGCGCAGCAGUUCAAUAUCAAAGGUUCUAAAAGAAUAAAAAUGUGGAAUCGUUGUUAAGACCUGAAUCUUGAAACGCAUUAACGAUGUGAAUUUUUUCAAAUUUGACAUGCAUUUGAUAAAAUAUAACAAGAAGUAGGAUAGGAACUUUACUUACGUGACGAUUCCUACAUCAUACAGAACCUUUUUUAAUCCCAGAAAAGUACAGAGAAUAUCGUUGUUAUUUUCUUAAAUAUACAAAUAGAUUGAUAAAAAUGAACACCUUGUAUAUGAUUGGACGUUCUGUUUAUACAUGAAGCAUGAUGGCGAGGCUUGCACGUGAGAGAGUCAAAUCGAGGACGAAGACGAUUGAAAUGAGGAAAAGUAACGGGGCGAAUAACGGGUUGAAUUUAACGCAUCUUGCCGUUACGAGCACAUUUGUAAGCCUAGUUGUUAGGUUACAGUGGAUCAUGUAACUUCACAAUCGAAUGCAUAUUAAUAAUGCACACUUGUCUCGGUGUUCACAUUUAUUACCGGUUUGCAGACGGACAGACGAUUUACAUGAGAUCGUAAACAAGAUAAAUAUCGAUUUGUUCCACAAUAUUUUCAUUUUUGUUCGGCGAAUUUUUAGUGGCCUUGCUUUCGAUAAACAAGUUUGACGCUAUCUUUUCUUGGUAUCGUUAGCGAUGACGUUGUACGUCUUCUCUAGAAUCUUAAAUAUGUCUACGCCAGGGAAAAUGAAGUAGUCAUUGAGUUUCCAAGAACACUGUUACUUUAUUCCAAGAAAUUUGUGACACUACAAACUGUAUGAACGAGUUGAUGUAAUAGGAUUUCCGGAAUCCCGUUACCCAUCACGUUUAAGAUAAGAUACAUUUUUAUUAUGACCUUUGAUUAUUUUCUAAAAAGAAGAAAAAGAACUGAACUCGGAACUUAAUCUACAACAUUGUUUCUAAAUGUAAUCUGAAGGAGUGAAAACGAUAUUAAUAAACGGGAACAUUAGCAAAAAUUGAAAUAUUCACGUUUGUUACAAAUAUCUUCUUGCAACAUUAUACCUUUUGUUGUUUUACUAAAAUAUAAAAAUGGAUAAAAUUUUUGUUCCCUCCUUUUGAUGUAUAUCAAUUAUAUACCAAUGUUAAUAAUACCAAUAAUGUGCUUAUGCUUUAAUGUUUUCUCUGUUUAUGAUAAUAUGACGAUUAAAACUUUUAAAUAGAAUUAUAAACUAUUACAAUCUCAAUAUUAAAAGAUUUACACAUAUAGCCAAAAGUCAUAUUGAUCAAUUACAUAAAUUAGAAAAUAAAACAAAAUUAUGUUACAAACACUAUCUUUUUUAAUCUUCCUUGAAAUUUAUUGUUAUUUAUAAUAUUUCCUUGUGAUAAGUGAAUGUGUGGAAAUAAACCAUUUGUUUCUUGAAACUGGAGGUUAAUUAUAUUUCCUGAGUAAUGCAAUUGAGAAAUUUGAGAAAAGUGAAGUUAUCAAAAAUUAAUUUGAUUUCGGACUUCAUAUAUCAUUGAUAUGAUGAAUCGUAUCGACCACUCGAAUGUUAAUCGCCGGCGCGCGGUUCCUUACCCGCCAGACAUCGAAGUAUUCGAUCGCGCAAGUGCAACUUCCGUUUCGGUGGGAGAACACAACUACCUUCGUGGGGGUUUGAAAUGGUGGGGAAUCUUCGAAGAGAGCGAGUUAAACGCGAGGCAGCUAGGUUACCAUCGCGUAUAUACCGGCACUAUUGACAUGUUCCGGCAAACACGCGCUUCGAGCUCUUACGAGCAUUACGUUCACUGAUCAAACUCCUAACGUGUCUCCUUCGCGAUGAUUCCGUCUGAUUUACAAGUGUACCGCCAGAGCAUGCGAUCACCUAAAUGGCUUACAUAAGUUGCGCGGUAACAUUAAUUACUUCGGGUAAACCGCAUGCAUAUCUUAUGCAAUAACGUCGUGAGUAUUACUUCAAGAAAUUCAAAUUGGUGACAACCUAUUAAAACUGCGUAAACACAAUUCGCGAAAGACACCUUCACGGACCUUUCGGCACUCUUUCGUAUCUUCUUACGAAUACGAAAUAGAGUAGCCGGUUCUUGGGUCACUCGAUUGCCAGUUACGUGUUCUAUUCCCAUUUUAAAUCGAUGACAUAAACUGCGGGCAGUGCUGAGUAAUUAUUAAACAUUAAGUUCACCAAGCGAUAAUUCUUAUAAAAGCAAUAUUGACAAGAACGAAAUUUAAAUGAUACAAUGUGUCACACAUAAAAUACGAACUUGGUGUGGAACGUGACGGUGACCUAGAAACGAUUUGAAGUGGUAACUUUAUCAUCUAAGUAGACAAAUCUCGUAACGGUGCCAAGAAAAAAAUCGAAGUGGGGGAUCAAGGAAUGCGAACUUUAUUCUUUCAAGUUGCUGUGUGUCUCUACGAAUCAUGUUCGACCUACGAUUAUAAAAUUUGCACUACGAAAUGAGAUCUUCCUAAGCUGCUGUAGAUAUAGAAAAUCAUUUUUUGUUUCGUUUCAACGAAUUUUAUUCGCCUAUAAUAUAUACUUCAUACGGAAAAUACAAAAGAAAACCACGUAAAAAUAAGAUACAAAAAUGAUCGAUGUCGAUAAUAAGAAAUAGAGACUGUUGGAAAUAUCUGGUGAAGUUUCGUUUCUAAGAUUCCUCUGAUUCGCGGUUAAAGACGUGCCAAUGAUCGAGCUUGAGCAUUCCAUCUAUAAAGCGAGUAGUUCAGGUUUGCCGUGGAGUUGACGCACUGGCCGCGAUCGUUGCAUGAUAUCUCAUGUUUUUUGGAACACGCGGUUCGUGUGUGUGUUCCAGUCUCGCGUCUCGUGCUCGAAUUUUACGUUGAUUUUUAACGGACCUAUAUUGAAUCAAGCGUGCGUCGAAAGUGCGGUGAAAUAAAAAACAAAGUGCUGUGGCUUAAUUAAACGGUGAAGAUGGAGGAUACAGAAGGGAAAAUCACGCCGAGAAUCAGCAUGUCCGUGAUCGUGCUCGUAAGCACGCUGUUUCUUGGCGGUGUGCUGUUUGUAAUCGGUUACAUCGUUAGCCGGUUGUCACGGUCCAAUAAGCCUUCAGAUUCAAUAAAAAAUGGUACAGAAUCGGAAAAAGUGAAGUUCGAAGAUUCGAGGGACUUAACGAGCGGAUCGACUGGAACAACCGGCAGCAGCAGCAACAAACGCGCUAAGAACAAAAAGAGACGUGAAAUACAACAAGAGUUUACGCAUUCGUGGAUGGUGGGUGUGCUGAAGGGACAUACCGGGCCAGUUCUAGAUAUGAAUUUUUCCAGUAACGGAAGAUUUCUCGCAAGCUGUGCCGAAGAUUGCGGCCUGGGGCCGGAAGAAGAGGUGCUGGAUCCUGGGGAGACCGAUCAAUACAACAACUGUCAGGCGAAUCAUGAGACAUCAGGUUCAACGAAGGGGACACUAUCAGGGAGCAACAGCAAGUCGCCUUCCUCAACUUCCGUGUUGGCGACAAUUACCGCAUCCGAUGGCCCAUCUGCAACCUCGGACGGAGCAAAUUCGACGACGACAUCGUCGUCAACGAAGGAAGAUCGAGCCAUCCUAAGUAGAAGGCAACGAAAGAAUCGUACCAGAACUCCACGAGAUCAACGUCGCGAGCUUCGGGACGACGAGCACGAAGACGAACAGUCGAGCCAACAGCAACAACGACAUCGUCGACACGUCCACUGCCGAGACUCGGAGACCUCCGAGAUAAAGUCCACGGCGAGAAAAAAUUCGUGUUCCAGAAGAAUCCAGGUUCAGAAUGAUUCUCACGACGAGGAAAACAAGAACGACAGCGAGCCCGGGACAAGUGCAAAUGGCAGCUUGAGGAAGUCUCGCGGUAUUUUUCCGAGCACUCAGAGAAGGGAACUGCAGCAUUUGAGUGACGCAGCUCUCGCUUCGUUGCUUCGCAGAUACACGCUCACCGGGGAGCAGCUAGCUCACCUUGGCUAUCCCGUGGAGUACAGUUAUUUCCCUGGCUACGCGGUGAUUAUCAACCAUUAUCAGCACCCGAUGGGUCAUCGAGCUCGUGGCUAUCAUCAUUUGGACGCGAACGCGCAGGAAUUCGUACCUGGCGGCAACAAUGCUACGUGGCCGGCGGAGAGCGAGGGGGACAGUGGACAUUGCAGCGGAAGUUCGGUGGAGAAUUCCGAUUUAGAGCAAGAGAGUGCUUCGGAUAGUGAUAAGAGUUCAGACAUCGGCGAGUCGUCAUCCUCUACCGAUUCAUCAUCUUCAUCACUUUCCUCGUCCGAUUGCAGUUACCAAGAGCAAUCCAGAAGCGACACGACUCGGGAUCUCUACGAACCGAUCCUGGUCGUCGAUGAAAGAAAAUGUGCCAGAUGUUACAGAGUCUUCUACGUGAACCAGAACAACGGUGAAUACCUGUACCACGAACCAUGCGUUUACCACUGGGGCAAGCUACGUAGCGGUCUCGUAGCAGGCACUCACUGUGAUACAUGGGAGUGUUGUCGAGGACGAGAUAACGCCCAAGGCUGCACUAUAGCUCGAAUGCAUGUGUGGACGGGAUUGGCGCCGGGUUAUAACGGCCCGUUCGAUGGCUACGUCCGUACCAGAUUGGCGAGAGCCGUGCCCGCAGAUGGCAAUUAUGGCGUUUAUGCUUUAGACUGCGAGAUGUGCUUUACGCGGCGCGGUCUCGAACUAGCCAAGGUCACCGUGGUCGGCAUCGACGGCAAGGUCGUUUACGACACUUUGGUGAAGCCGGACACCGAGGUGAUCGAUUACAAUACCAGAUUCAGCGGCAUCACUGCAAAAGAUCUGGCAAAAGCUACGAAAACACUCAGGGACGUUCAGAGAGACUUGACCAGUUUCGUCCACGCGGAGACCAUACUCAUAGGUCACGGGCUGGAGAACGAUCUGCGUGCGCUCAGGUUACUCCACACGACGGUGAUCGACACGUGCGUCGCGUUUCCGCAUUUCCUCGGUUAUCCUUUUCGUAGCAGUCUAAAGACGUUAGCGAGGACGGUGCUACGUAGAGAAAUUCAAGUAAAGGGGCACGAUUCCGUGGAGGACGCUAGGAUCGUGAUGGAUCUCAUGUUACGGAAGCUGCAGCACGACAUCUCGUAGGAUCAUCAAUGACCAAGAAAAAGGGAAUUCGUGUAGAAGAGGAGAAAGAAGUACAGUGAAUGAACCGCCGGACUUUUUUGUGAGAUGCUCAAACAGACUGCGUGGUGAAAAUCGAAUUUCUUUUUCGUCGACGAGCAAUUUGAAAUUCGGACGUUCGCUAUUAUGUAAUCUCGCCGCGUAGGAUUCCAUCGAGAGGUUAAAAUGCGUAAACGUCGGUUCACGAUUUUCGUCUUCUCAACCUAAUAAGUUGAAUCUACUAUGAAAACGUUAAUUGUGUCGACCUGCGCGAGUAACCUCCGUCAGUGUUCAGUUCCAAGUGAAGUCUGUGAUACGUAACAAAAAAAAAAAAAAAAAAAAAAAGAGAAAAAAAGAAACUACAUACGUAAUGCGGUCCCCGACGCGUUUAGGCAGUGUUCAUCAUACCGGGGUCGCGUUUUUCGCUCGCACAGAUGGACAUAUACAUACACAUGCAUACACAACUCAUACAUUCAGUAUCAAAAAUAGAUUGUUACUUUUUGUACGAUACACAUCGUUGCCGAGGGAAAAAAUUUGUCUCGGAUUUUUUUUCUUUUUUAUACAUAAUAUAGAUUAAUACAGAAUUUUCCUCUUAAUAAAUCUCCAUUGCGGCACCGAUGAAAGAUGUUAAUUUCCUUUAGCCGAUUUCUAUUUUUCUGACAAAUUUCUGCCUUUUUUAAGAUCCAAGAAAAUAGAAACACAUGGAUCGUUUAUAUCGGUAAAAUCGAUGCUCGAAAAGGUCUGUUUUUAACACUCUUUUCUUGAAACAUUAAAAAAUGCAGAAAAUGUAACAGAAAUUGAAAAGUCGAAUCUUGUUACCCUCAGAUUAUAAUAUUGCGUAUUGAGGCUCGACAUGCUAUGCAUCUGAAAUAUAAUAUUUCCAAGAGUAACGACGAAUCGUACGAGUUCCUCUCGCGGUCGCAAGAAAAAUUCUUUGUCCUUUGCUGUUAGAGGUGGAUUAUGUAAAUUUUGUUAGCGAUGACAAUCGCAAUAAUAAAGAUUAUUACUCGAUGAUCCGUCUAACUCAAGUUCUUGCUGAUAGAGAGACUUCAUUAUACAACAAUAUUUCCUAUUCAGGAGACAAUUUCCUCGGCAAGUGAUGUUAGUGGUGAUAUACAUUUACACACAUUGUUUCUCAUAUGUAGUAAUAUGUUUCGAGUUUUUCACACUUCAUGUAUCAUAUAAAAAAGUACAUCUGGCAUCUAUGUAUAUAUAUAUGUAUAUAUGUAUAUAUAUAUAUUUACGCAUAUAUGCAUAUACUAUAUAUAUAUGUGUGUGUUUGUGUUUGUGUUUGUGUGUGUGUGGGUGUGGGUGUGUGUGUGAGUGAUGUAAGUAUAUGUAUAUAAGUAUAUGUAUAUAUGUAUAUAUGCUUACGCACGUAUAUACAUAGUAUGCAUAUACAUACACGUAUACGCGUAUACGUAUGCGUUUCUUAUACCUUGCGAUUUGCGACCUCUUCUCAUGCAUAUUUCAUCCCGCGUUGUUUUUUCGUACACGUACUGCGAGAGGAGGACACGCGGCGUCAUUGAUGCUCGUAAAUGUCUCGGGCUUCCACAAUGGCUUGCAUUUAAAUUCUCCUCGAAAACGUCUAGAAAAUGCCGCUAAACGAGGACACACACACAAAGAUCGAGAUGUUACUUCGAAUCAACUUGGUUUUUAUUUUCUUUUUUCUCCUUUUAAUUGCUAUUCUCUUUUCCUUCUUCUUCUUCUUUAAAUUAUAUUCUUCGAUAAUUUUUUUUCUUUCUCCUCGAAUUGGCAAGAGAUAAGGAUUUUCUUACGAUAAAAUGCCCGCUCUGUCCUCUUCGUGUUUGUCGAGCAAAACAGAAACGAAUGUACCUUAUCGCCGCGUGCGUGCGUGCCACUCCGCUCGUUCUUCAUCCAUAAUCGGUUAUCGAAUUUCUUCCCCAAGACAAAAGUGGCGAACGUGAGCCGAAUCGAGCGACAUUUUUAUAAUUGACCACAAUAAUCCAUUAUCUCGCGUUCAUAUGACAACGUUUUCGUUUCAUACGUGUCGUCGCAUGUAAACGAUCGGGAAUACUCGAUCCGAAUCGGGAUCGAAUCCCUGAGAACUGUACGUCCGAUUUCGCCUCACGCUAUACGAAUUAAGACAGUGAAUAAUGUUCCGUGAUUUUAUACUUUAUUACCGACAUUAACUGAUGCCCUGUGUGUGCCCAUUUGUCUAUCAAACGUAUAGUAGAUAUAACGUACAUAGCAAUAUUGUAUCAAACGCACGUGGUUAUUUGUACAAAGUAUUCCGCAAUAGAAUUUUGCAUUUUCCUCCUUCCAAGAGCCGGGAAAAUUACACUUCUGUGUAACAGGUUUUCACGAUGAAAAACAAUCAUCCUUGGAAACCGGUGCUUUACACCAAUUGAAAUUAUUUUACUUAAUUUUAGCUCUGCCAUCUUAUGUUCAUCCCGACGUUUCUUUUUCUUAUUGUUGUUGUCCUUCUUUUUUUUACCGUUUAAUUUAUGUAUAUUAUGACUCGCGUCAAAACACCAGAAAAACGUUUUCGACCUCGCAUCGGUACAUCGAUCUCAGCUUCUUGUACAUAUAUCAUCCGACAUUCUUUCGUUGCGAUAUUCAAACAUUUAUUCAAAACAUUUUGAAGAAGAACUUUCUUAACACAUGCGAAUCCGUUAAUCGUCAUUGGAGCGCGAUACAUUCAUAAGGAUUGUUUCAUUACGCUCAUGGUUCCGUUUUCAUGCUAGAAAGUCACGUGGUACGAAAAGCAAUAUUAUUCAUCGCUUUGUAAAUAGCAUAAUAUUUAUUUAAGCGCAUCGAGAGGCAAAGUACCUGUGCAUCCUGUAUGAAGAAUGUUCCUCCGAUUUUCUCAGCCAUUACUUGCAGAAGUACAACGAGGAUCAUCACGGGGAUUCGUUCACGAUCGAUUAAUUUUGUUAUAUUUUCAUGCAUCUUUUUGUAUACCGAGAACAACUGAUUUAUUUUUCAUUUGUACCGUUUGAAUGACGUCCAAAUACUGGAAAAAUACAUUUAUUAUAUAAAAAAUAAUUUUUACUCUCAAUCCUUUAUAACUACAUACAAUUUCAAUAACUACCCCUGUUUUCUCACUAACAAAUAACAUUGAAGAAAGUAUCCAUUGGAGGUAUAAGAAAAUGAUGAAACAGAAAUGACAAAAUACCUGAAUACCUUUAGAGAAUUGUCGAGAGAAAAGUACGUUAGAUGUAUCGUUCAAAGUAAUUCGAAACUCUGAUCCAAAGAGUAAACCGACAGAUUUUACCAAGCAUCGCAAUUUGACUAUUUUUCUCAAAUGAUCUUCAAAUUACUUUGAACCACUUGUCACGCGGAAGUAUUUUUCUCGGAUAUGUUAUAAGCAACCCUUGCCAUUUUCGUAUAAAUAGUUCAUUAAUCAUUUCGAUCCGAUUCAAUCGACAAUGAUAUAGUAAAUUCGCUGAUCUUACAAACAGCGUGUAACUUUCAAAGAAUAUCGACCAUCUUGCCGGAACGAUCAGGUUACGCAUUUCAAUGGACGAUCUUUCUUAUUGAGAAAUUUAUAAAGCUAUCAUUGCCCGAGGAUCUCGUUCCUUUUUCAGAAUAUUACAUCUGAUGAAGUUUCAUGAUGAAUCAUCAGCCUUGAAGCGAUCUCGUUCGGUGCGCGUCUGUCCCGCGUUCCGAAUGAAAUUCGAAUCGUCGAAGCACCGCGAUGGAAAGAACAUAGUCUCAUUUCUUUAUUGUUCGCAUUAUUACGACUCAUUAAAAAAAGAAAAAAAGAAAUUGUUCAUCAAAAGUCUGCUGAGAAUAAAAAGAGAAACGAGAUACAAGAGGAAAGAUGGUCGCGAACAAAUCCUCGCGAGGAAACGUGUCCUCGAGAGGAAACAAUGGAAAUGCUGCGACACUGCAAAGCAUAUAAUGAACUCUCCUGUUUCGUGUUUCCCUCCCACCCGAUCUUUCAUUCCCCUUUCUUUUCAUUUUGUUGCACCGAAAUAACCAGAAACUCCUUGUCUUCGUUUAACGUCGUAUAUAACGUAGGUAUAUAGGAAAGUGUGCGCGCAUUAAAUGCACGGAUAAAAAUGAUUAAUGUAAACUAACCACGAAGAGGCGUCAAGGAAAAAAAGAAACAAGCGAAAUGAUUCUUUUCCUCGACGAUCGACCGAGAUACGUAUACAUUUGUAUACCGUACGCAUUGUGCAUCUGUAAAGAUGUCGUUGGAGAGAAAAAAAAAGAGUAUUUUCACCGAUCGUGUCCCCUCUGGCAACCUCGAACUUUGCCUUCUAUCGUAGAUAGACGUGUCUCUCUCUCUCGACACAAGACACACCCGAGACUCGUCCGCUAGACUUUCAAAACGCUUUUUGUUAUUUCCGUCGCUUGAAAGCGACCCACGUGUAUUAAGCAUACAUA
Bombus pyrosoma is the source of this 10309-nucleotide messenger RNA. RefSeq names its product transducin beta-like protein 2. The transcript is spliced from 5 exons. The record is from RefSeq and is a predicted model, not a curated record. Gene Ontology annotation, biological process: endoplasmic reticulum unfolded protein response. Lineage: Eukaryota; Metazoa; Arthropoda; Insecta; Hymenoptera; Apidae. The coding region runs from base 3791 to 5938 and encodes 715 amino acids. Gene Ontology annotation, cellular component: endoplasmic reticulum; nucleus. Gene Ontology annotation, molecular function: nucleic acid binding; exonuclease activity; protein binding.